This is a messenger RNA of Mesocricetus auratus (golden hamster), 2950 nucleotides long. It is a transcript of the gene Nxph2, whose product is annotated as neurexophilin 2. The record is from RefSeq and is a predicted model, not a curated record. Lineage: Eukaryota; Metazoa; Chordata; Mammalia; Rodentia; Cricetidae. Gene Ontology annotation, molecular function: signaling receptor binding. The transcript has 2 exons. Bases 536 to 1321 code for a protein of 261 amino acids.
GCAUCUUCCCGGAACCCUGAAUAACCUUCCCCACCUAUUUCCUGAGGAUUGUCACUGAGCAUUUUUCUUGCAUCAAUCCAGGGAGAACCCUUCUGCCUCCCUAGCCAUGCGCCAGAGCCACGCUGCGCCCGCUGGGCAAUAGGUACCACUAACAGCCUCUGUAGGGGCGGAGCACGCUCCCAUCUGUGCAGAACUCUGAGCCCAGCUCCUGGGCGACAGCCUCUGGCUGUCCCACGUCCAGUGCAGUAGUGAUUAUAGUCUCCCUGGACUCCAAACCGUCAGCCCCCCAGCCUCUCAUAUCAGAAGCACAGCGCAGCCUAAGAGAGUGUACCGGAACCCGGCAGGUCAGCGCGCCUUCUUGUCACUCCAAAGAGGCACUGGGCGCGCGCGGACCCCUCCUCUCGCCCGCCCCUCCUGCUGGCCUCUCCGCCCACCGACCCCUGGGUCCCGGGCGUCCUGGGCUCUCUACCCGAAGUGGAGAUGUGUGAGAGGCUGGCGAGGACGUGCAGCUCCUGAGAUCGCGCCAGCUGGCACCAUGCACCUGAGGCCGCUGCCCCUUGUCGUAGUCCCCGGUUUGCUGCAGCUGCUGUUUUGUGACAGUGAAGAAUUGAUACACACCACAGAGGGUGUGGACUGGGAAGACAGAGAUGUUCCAGGAGCGUUGGUUGGAAAUGUGGUACACUCGCGGAUUAACAGUCCUCUGCGUCUAUUUGUUAAGCAGCCUCCAGGCCCAAAGCCCGCUUAUACAGACAGCAUGGAAAACUUUUGGGAUUGGCUGGCCAACAUCACAGAGAUUCAAGAGCCACUGUCAAGAACUAAAAGACGGCCAAUAGUGAAAACGGGAAAAUUUAAGAAAAUGUUUGGGUGGGGUGACUUCCAUUCUAACAUUAAAACUGUCAAGCUUAACCUGCUCAUCACAGGGAAAAUUGUCGAUCAUGGAAAUGGGACGUUCAGUGUUUAUUUCCGACACAAUUCAACAGGCCUGGGCAAUGUUUCAGUGAGCUUGGUACCUCCUUCUAAAAUAGUGGAAUUUGAAGUAUCCCCCCAAUCUACCUUGGAGACCAAGGAAUCCAAAUCUUUCAACUGCCGUAUUGAGUAUGAAAAAACAGAUCGGGCAAAGAAGACUGCUCUAUGCAAUUUCGACCCAUCCAAGAUAUGCUACCAGGAGCAGACUCAGAGCCAUGUGUCCUGGUUAUGUUCCAAACCCUUUAAGGUCAUCUGCAUUUACAUUGCCUUUUACAGUGUUGAUUAUAAACUUGUGCAAAAGGUUUGUCCUGACUACAAUUACCAUAGUGAGACACCAUACUUAUCUUCUGGAUAAAUCUUCUCUCAGUAAUAGAAAUGAAAUACUCAUGUCAGUUUAUCUAGAAUGAUCAAGAAACAUGCCCAACUCUCCAUGGCAAAAGGUCCCUUUUAUUUCUGGCAGUGGACUACAAUUCCUUGUCCAGUUCCCAACUAAAAAAAAAUAUAUAUAUAUAUAUAUAUAUAUAUAUAUAUAUAUAUAUUCAAAUGUGGAGUGCAUUUUCCUUGGUGAUAAGUAACCUUUAUCUAAAACAUCAAACUGAUUAUGGAACCAUCAUACUUUCAUGGGAGAUGGUAACAUUCUGUAAAUGAUGCUUCUCUGUAAGAAACAUCGAUAGUAGCUUUGUGUGAAGGAAACCAAAGGGUGCAUGUGAGGAGCUCUGAUCUCCAAAUGAGCCUGCCUUUGCAAUGCUUUGGAAGGUUUCUUUAGAAAGAGUAGCUCAGUAGAGUAACUCAAACUAUGGUAUUCAAUAGAUGGAUUGUGUUUCUGGUGUUGAACCCUUUUUAAACCAGCUGUCUUCGUAUUGAUGCCUGUUUUAAUGGCUGGAGUGUUACGGGAAAGGCAAACAUAUUACUAUGUGAGCAGUUCUGAUUAGAAUGCGGUUGAAGCACUUUACCCUUAUGACUUUCAUUUGAGUGGUAUUGUAACAUGCAUUAGGGUACUAGGUAGGCAAAUGCGGGUCUAAGUCAGCUCAACAAUAAUGAAGAUGAUGAUGUUUCCAAACACUUCCAUGCUGAAAGAUUGUUUUUUAAAACUUUAUUCACAUUAAAGUUCAGGACUUCAUUGCCUUUGUUUGAUAGUAUGGUUUUAUAUACAUUUGUGGAACAAUUCUGAAACUGAAAGAAGUGUUUCUGGGCAGAAAAUUCCAGUCAUGUGCUCCUUAUCUGUAGCUCAUCAGAUUAGGAAUAUUUGUGUGUGUGUGUGUGUGUGUGUGUGUGUGUGUGUGUGUGUUCACAUAGUCACUAGACUGAAAAUAAGGAUUCUGUAAGGAAACAAUGAGAUACAUUUGAGUAUCUCUAAGUGUUAAAUGCUGAUACCUUCAAUGCCCAGGUCACUGAGCUUUUGAAAAUACUUCACUCUCUGUGUCCUCAUCUUCUAAAAGUUGAGUGGCCAUCUUUGUGAUGCAACUUGACAUUGUAUGAGAACAGAAAAAAAGGUAAAAGGUUUCUAGGGCUCUAGACAUGUGGUUACUCUCCCUGUAGUAGAUGUUAACUUCUUUCUCACUUCUCAUCUGUACAAUAUCAAUCAAGUAAAAUACUCGAAGAGGACUCAUGGAAGGUAAGUCCUAACCAACAAAUAUGUUCUUAACACAGUGUUCAGAAAGCCAACAGUUCUAUUCUCUAUUUCACAUCUCUAUUCUGUUCUAUUCCUGGUGGUAUCUGCAGUGUCUUACUUUGUGUUUUGUACAAGUUGUGCUAGGGUAAAUAUGUGGUAGUCCAUGCUUGAAGUUUCUUUUUGAGAUCAUUGGAUGCUUUUGUAAUUUUGUGGUUGGUGAAUAAUAUUUUGAGACAUAUUUUAUGUUCAUCUAGAAACAUGAGUAAAAUGCUAUCUAUUGUAAAAUAUGUGAGUACAUAUAUACUUAGGAUUUUCUGUGUACAAAUGAAUUAUGUGUGCAUUUUUAUGUAAAUAAAAAAGUUGCUAGUUCUA